AUGACGACGGUCGCCUCCCGAGUCGCUUCCAUCUGCGAAUUGAUCGACAACUUAGCCGCUGGUACAACUCUGAGCGCCAGGCGAGUUGCCGCCAUCUCCGCCAUGAUCGACGAGGUCGCCCAGGGAAGGAGGAGGAGGACCACGAGGAAGCGACGCAUGGGCAACUCUCGCUGCUACGAGCAGGUGUGCACGCUCGGCGGCGGCACGUUCGGCGUCGUCGUCAAGGCGCGCCACCGCGCCACCGGCCAGACCGUCGCUGUGAAGACUCUCCGCAGCUUGCCCACCCAAGAAUCGGUCGGUGAGCUCCUUCGGGAGGCCUGCUUCAUGGCGGCCUGCAGCGGCCACCCCUCCCUCGUUGCUCUGCGUGGCGUCGUGCGCACACCCGGCACCAAGGGAUGCAAGGACUACUUCCUCGUGAUGGAAUACGUCGGGCGCAACCUGUACGAGGUCCUCCGUGAGCGCAUCGAACGCGGUGGCCAACCGUACCCAGAGGCUGACGUGCUCUGCAUCGUGCGGCAGUUGCUAGCCGGCGUGGAGACGAUGCACAGGAACGGCGUCGUGCACCGCGACAUCAAGCCGGAAAACAUUCUCGUCGCCCAGCACAGUGGCAGCGGCGGCAACAUCGUCAAGAUUGGAGACUACGGGCUGGCGCUCUCCACGGCCGAGCAGGAAGACGGCACGGCCGGAACGAGGCAUUACAUGGCGCCGGAAGUGCUGCUCGAGAAACCGGACCGCGACACGCUCGUCGACAUCUGGUCCAUCGGCUGCGUGAUGGCGGAGCUCCUCACCGGAAAGACGUUGUUCAAGGGGGACGACAAAGCCGAUCAGCUCCACAAGAUCUUCGACCUGCUCGGCGUGCCAGGCGAGAGAGCGUCGGGGCCCGCCUUCAACUCGCCGCUCCUCGGAGAGGAGGUGCAGCUAUGGCGAGCGCGGCAACGGUCCGCUGCUGGGCCCAAGAACCGGCUGCGCAAGCUGUUCCCCAAGGCGCUGCUAUCCAAGGAAGGGUUCGAGGUCCUCCGGGGCCUCCUUGCGUGCAAUCCCCUCAGGCGGCUGGAUGCGGCCGCCGCUCUCCGACUUCCGUGGUUCGCUGACACAGGCGGCAUGCCGGUCGCCGCUGUUCAGGAGAUCUCAGCACCAACCACGAGGGCCCGAGGCUGA
Molecule: messenger RNA, 1158 nt
Organism: Triticum dicoccoides
Lineage: Eukaryota; Viridiplantae; Streptophyta; Magnoliopsida; Poales; Poaceae
Product: putative cyclin-dependent kinase F-2
Exons: 1
Coding region: 1-1158 (385 amino acids)
Biological process (GO): regulation of mitotic cell cycle; protein phosphorylation
Cellular component (GO): nucleus
Molecular function (GO): ATP binding; protein serine/threonine kinase activity
Source: RefSeq, a predicted model, not a curated record